UUUAGCUUACCUACUGGGUCUAUUUCGCUCAUUUUUCGUAUAUUGUCAGCCAAGAUGAUAACAAAUAUGUGGUUUAAAUUAAGUCAUAAGAGGUUUUCCCAUACUGUAUAAAGAUUAUUCUUAAAAACGCAGAUUGUGAAUCACCCUCUAAAGUUUUCAGCCACAGCUGUAGCGACGGAUAUUUUUCCAAACUACGGUUUUUUGCAAAGCUCAGACGAAAGGUCGUUACCCCCAGAUUUGAUGAACAUAGUUAGCAAUAAAUCUGACCAGGAACUCAUGUUCGAAGACUGUUUGCAGUCCUACGGUUUGUGUAUGACUUUUGAGAGGGACCGGAAUCGCACGGAAAUUUGCUCAGUCGAAGUCGAGGUGAAGAGGACGUUUAGAUCAUUUUGCGAAAUGGUCUAUGAAAACUGCAAGGCAGAGAACAGUACUUGGAGAUAUUUUCACGAUGGUCCGUGUACAGUCGAAUUUGUGGAAGAAAAUUAUGCCGAAGUUUCACAUUACGUAAAACCACAUCCGCCAAUUUUAGAUGAAAAACUGCAUGCGCCAAGUGACGGUGGAGAAACACAUCCGUCAGGUGGCACCGAAGACACACAUCCUCCGGGUAGUUCUGUAGAUACACAUCCGCCAGGUGGCACUGAAGACACACAUCCUCCGGGUGGUUCUGUAGAUACACAUCCGCCAGGUGGCACUGAAGACACACAUCCUCCGGGUGGUUCUGUAGAUACACAUCCGCCAGGUGGCACUGAAGACACACAUCCUCCGGGUGGUUCUGUAGAUACACAUCCGCCAGGUGGUGCUGGAGACACGCAUCCACCCGCUGGCGCUGGAGACAAACAUCCACCUGAUGGUGCUGAUGACAAACAUCCGCCAGGUGGAACUGUAGACAAGCAUCCGCCAGGUGGUGCUGCAGACACGCAUCCGCCAGGUGGCGCUGGAGACUCGCAUCCGCCAGGAGGUGCUGGAGACAUGCAUCCACCAAGUGGCUCUGGAGACACACAUCCGCCAAGUGGCGCUAAAGACACACAUCCGCCAGGUGGGACUGAAGACAAGCAUCCACCGGGUGGCGCUAAUGAUACACAUCCGCCAGGUGGAACUGAAGACACGCAUCCGCCAGAUGGUGCUGCAGACUCACAUCCGCCAGGUGGCGCUGGAGACACACAUCCGCCAGGUGGCACUGGAGACACACAUCCGCCAGGUGGUGCUGAAGAUACACAUCUGCCAGGUGAUGCUGGAGACACACAUCCGCCAGGUCGUGCUGGAAACUAUCCACCUUUGCCCGACAAUCUGCCAGAGCCGAUGCCAAACUUAUAUUAUCAGAAAUUGAAAAAGAAAUUUCUGUUUUCAAAAUAAAUUAUAUGUAUAAUU
Messenger RNA from Spodoptera frugiperda (fall armyworm), 1368 nucleotides. Its product is annotated as proline-rich proteoglycan 2-like. Bases 241 to 1353 code for a protein of 370 amino acids. The record is from RefSeq and is a predicted model, not a curated record. The transcript is spliced from 3 exons. Lineage: Eukaryota; Metazoa; Arthropoda; Insecta; Lepidoptera; Noctuidae.